AUGCGCUUCGACCUCGCGCUCAUCGCAGCCUCGCUGCUCAGCACGGGGGCGGCCGUCGCGAUUGACGGGCCCCGGAACAUCGUCAGGAUGGACAUGGGCGCACAGGACGAGCAGGAACUCUACAAGCGGCGAGGAGGCGGCGGAGGCGGCGGGCGAGGAGGCGGAGGCGGAGGCGGGAGCAGCGGCGGAGGCGGCAGCAGUGGUGGACGAGGCGGCAGCGGCGGCAGCGGAGGGUCUGGCAGCGGCGGCGGCUCAGGAUCCCGCGGCGGUUCCGGAUCCACCGGCAACACAGGCUCAGGCUCCAACUCGGGAGGCACGUCGCGCGGCGGCAGCGGGCCCACGCCUCGGUUUGGCGGCGGCCGCUUCUACAGCGGAGGCGGCUCGCGGCCGUACCAGUCGGGCGGCCGAAGCCCCGGAGCGGGCAUCCUCCCCUUCGCCCUCGUCGGCGGCGCGGCCCUGGCCUUUUGGCCCGGCGUCUGGCUGUACGGCGCCUACAUGUACCCGUACCACUACGUCCACCACUACCACAACUCGACGUCCGACAAGAACGAGACGGCCAAGGUCAUGUGCGGAUGCGCCAAGUACGCCGAGUGCGGGUGCGACGAGAACAACAGCACCGCCUACUACGACGAGCUGCUGGGCAACGGGUCCUACGGCGCGCUCAACAAGAGCGUCGUCAACAUCGGCGACUACAAGGGCGACAAGACCAUCCUCAUCAACGGCACGCUGCCCAACGGCACGACGGCCGACGGGCCCGACGAGAGCUCCGAGUCGUCGGCCGGCACGGGCAUGCGCAGCCUCGCCGAGGCGGCGGGCUUCUGGCCGGCGGUGGCUGCCGUCGUGGCCGCCGUCUACCUGGCAUAA
Messenger RNA from Purpureocillium lilacinum, 864 nucleotides. RefSeq lists its product as uncharacterized. The record is from RefSeq and is a predicted model, not a curated record. Lineage: Eukaryota; Fungi; Ascomycota; Sordariomycetes; Hypocreales; Ophiocordycipitaceae.